AACGACAAACCAACAAUGAGCGACAGCGUUGAUGCACUGGCUCGUGUGAACGAAUGGCUUUUUGGAGACAACUAUACAAAAACUCAAACUACUUCAACACCAGAUUUUCCUACUCCCCCUCCGUCUAGCUAUGCCAUGGCCAACGGUUCGCCACCAAAAAGACAGCGAACAGCGCCCGAUGAUGACGAUAUAAACCGUACACCGACCCCUAAUAACAGCUACGUCUAUCGAAUCCCAAAGCCUCCUGUACUACAGCAACCCAACUAUCCCCCUUCAGAAUCGUCCAGGGCUUCAUCAACAACUUCCAAUCGAUCCAGCAGUCCUACCAAGACGGCCAAGAAGUUCCAUCUCGAAUCCCUCGAAAAGCCGGUCUUCUACAAGGAUCUCGACGAAGAUACAGCGAAUCAGCUGCCAAUUGACAUAAAACUACUGCAUCAGCGAAUUGACGAAAUCACCGUGCUACGGUCUGCGUUUUUGCCGUGCAGCAUUCGAGCUGAGAUUUGUUCCGCAUUAGGGCGCCAGUUACCAGAUUCGUGGUUUACCGAUUCCCAGCCGAGCGAUAACCACGAUAGGGACCUUAGAGUACUCCAAAGACUACAGCAUAUUGUUGGCCAAAGCCGUCGCUGCCGAGAGCUUGGACGGGGAGAAUCUGGCCUUAAUUGGAAGGUUCAUGAGCCUCUUCUGGAGCUGGCACUGGAACAGUAUGGUGGAGAGGUUGAGAGUGAGCCAGCAACCGAUGCUAGAAUUCUGCCGGCGUUUGUCCCAGUCACGAAUGGCGCGAGAAUAUCAUUGGAAAGCAAGAUCGAUAUCGCUAUAGUACUCGACCCUACUAUAAACGACGACGACAAGCCUUUAGCAGAUUUAAUUCGCCAAACAGUCGUAUCGCAGCUAGACGACAGAAAAUCUUUAAGCCAUACGAACUAUCAGCCCUUCCACCUCCGACCUCCCGCCACUUUUAUUGAGACAAAAGCCACAGGUUCGGCUGCAGAAGGAAGAACUCAGCUAGGCAUAUUCGUUGCAGCCCAGAAUCUAAGGUUCGCCUCGUUCCUUAUGGCAAAGUACUCCCACCGCAAAGGCCAGCUUCCUCUUUCUAUAACGCUGCCGCAUAUCUUAACAGUGGAACACGACUGGAAGCUUUUCUACGGCUGUGAUCGUGGUCUCCGUAUAGAAAUGGUUGGAGAUGUGUCCAUCGGUGACACCAAAAGUGUGUUAGGGGCUCUAACGCUCCUUGCAGUCAUUCGUGAGAUUGCGAAGUAUAUAUCCAACGAAUUCAAAGCUUGGAUGCAAGAGAUACUUAAUGUUGACGUUUCCAUAUAAACUUACGAUACCCAGAAUACUCUACACAUAAUGCACACGAUAGAGAAACCUAAUCAUACGCCCCUUUAUUAAAUUGAGAGUUUUAAUAAUGCUACGCGUGAAGCUACCCCGUGUCAGCCUUGUCACUCGAUCCCGAGUCGGACCGGCCCCAGCGCGGAACCUAGCGCACUCGUCGACAACAGUCCCUGCCAAAAUAGUAACGGGGCAUAUUACGGCUCCAAACUGCACAGCGGCUAAAUGUAAGUAUGAGUUAUUGGCUAAAAUAUAGGAACGACGUAUAUUACAGGCUAGUUGAGGCGGCUGCUCUAUACAGUCUUCAAAUUUAUUAUAUUCUGGUUGUAGGCGUCCUUCUCGGCCGCGCCUUAGUUCUGAUAGUUGUCUUCUUGACCCUGCUAUGCGCGGCAGCGCUACGCCUUGGGGCUUUUAGCGUGGCUACAGCUUGACUGUCUAUGAUAUCUUUGCUAUUUCGUCUCCUUGUGACGCGGUAGUCUACCCUUGCUUUCUUCGCAAGUCGGGCGGGCGCUACAGUGGCCGCGGCGUGUCUCUUGCGGUGCUUUGGUAGUGACACGCUUACUUCAGUGUAUGCGAUAUGGUACUGAAACCAUGGCCGUGACAUGAUGAUGCCUUCCCAAGUGCCAUAUUUGCGUUCUGGAAUUUCAGCUGGUGCCAGCCCUACGCGCUUCUGAACGGCUGUCUUAAGGAGUUUUUUAAUUGAGCCUGUUGAUAAUCUUUCGUAACCGCGAUCCGCCCACCGAGACGUAACAACAGCGGUCGCCUCAUCCUUAUCGGAACCCUGCUCGAGGAGGCGCUCCGUCUCAGCUUUCACCCUUAUCGUAAAAAGAUGGUCGCUUCCAAAUGUAGUGAAUUGUAAACAACGGUCUAGCACCUUCUCUCGUCCAUUUUCUUCCAGUGCGUCGAGUCGGUACGGCUAUUCUACGGCGUAUACUGGCAGCAGUAGUGUUCUUAUCUGCGCAGUUAGUGGCUGUUUUACCUUCGGCUUCCCAAGGUACUAUACCUCUCGCACCGGGGACGCCGGAUACAGCGCUCAGUAUAUCGCGCCAUGCUGCAUCAGCAAAGCGCUCUUUGUAAGUACUGUCGUCUACUGUCGUCGUCUGUCUGCCCGUAGCGUAUACCCAGCGUUGAUGUGCCCUCUGGGCGUUGGAAGUAGGCCAUAUGCUGGCGCGUAGCUCUUGGCACUCUCUCCUCCAUCAUAAUGAUUCAGCAUCUUCUUCAGUGUCGUCUUCAUCAUAUCAUUCGCUGUUGUCUCCAUGCUUCUGCAUUUCGGCCAUCAGCGUAGGCUUGAUAUCUUCGCGCUUUUGCGGCUUGUUGUGCUGCUGUGUGUAGACUGCUGUCAGGCAUGGGUUCAACCAGUCCACUACGUGGCUCAGCACUGAGACGUUAGUGUUUCGUCAUCUUCAUAAGCCCGCCAACCGCUGGAAGCCGGGGCUGCUGCACUGUGGCUAGGUGUUGCAAUACCUCCACAUGGCAUUGGUGCCUAGGUUGCAGAGGAAACUCGUUUGCCGCCUGUCUUGGACUCGCUGGUGCCUACCGCCGUAUGCUGGGUAGAAUAUCUCUCUAGCUAUCUCGCUUGCCGAAAUACCUAUGCCCCUGAACCGCUCAGACCUCCUGCACCAGGACUUCCAAGUGCUAAGUAAUAGCUUCGUCGCCAGUGCGUAGUAAUUUGAGCAGACUCGGCCAACAAUAUAUAUGAAGCUAGCGCUUCAUCUUCACUUUGAGAUUAAAACGAUGGUCGGUUCCUAAAGACGUGGGAGGCUCUGGUUAUUCGUCUUUAUUUUUGGUGGAGCUGUCUCGGGGACUGGCCAUCUCUCUGGAACUACUAUAUAGUGAAUAAUCUAGCUGUAGUAUACAGUAGUGCCGCAGAAUUGACAUGUGGACUGAACGUAUUGCUGACCAUCCCGCUAAUGCUGAGCGGGGAAUUUUAUCAGCCAUAACGACCUUCUGAAAUUGGACGUAUCAUCCUCCGCAAUAGUUGACUGUUGGUGAAACUGCAGAGUGUUAUUCUACAACAGCCCAAUCCGCACUGCUCUGUCUUUCAUUGGCUUGAUAGUGACUUGGCAUAGCAGAGGACCCAAUCACAAACAUGUAGAUACGGUGCAACAGACAUCUUCCCUCGGUAUGAUAGCGUCCCUCAUAUUUACCAGAAUUGUGAGAGUUGAUAAUGCUGUAGAAAACGGCCCAUGGGAGCGUGUUCCGAUGUCGACGGAGCGGAAAGAGUUGACGAAUAAGGCCCGGACUAGCCAGGACUCCCCUAGUUUCGCUAGGUGGGAGAACACGAAUAAACCACAAUGCUAGCGCAGUUAUUUAUUAUCCCAGCCUCUAAAGAGACGUUCAUUCAGAUAUUUCGGGUGUCAACUUCCCACGCCGCGAUAAACGUCGUGUCUUACGCGGUAAACUGGCAGGGUAAUUUUCAUCACCAUCUCCGCACUUCUCACGUUGUCGCUUUCGCGUAAUCUGCAUAGGAGGAGUGUGGGGUUCGUUUGAUGUACUAGGUGUUGAUACCUUCGAUUCAAUUUGUGUACUCUGGGAUUCCGGGCGGCGAUGGAGGGUUGUUGUCGAAGGCGACGCCUGGGGGUCCGUUAAAAGGUCUGGGGGGGUUGAGGGAGGGCUCGAGGGAACAUGCUUCGGCUGCCAUAAGCACUCGCCCGCAGUUUGUGCAGCCUCUAAUGGUUCUAAGUAUGAGGCUAGCUUUAUGGGGUCGGGUAUGAACGGUCUGGUGGAAGAUGCAUGGCCGAUCUCGCUAUACAAGCCAGAACAUUGCCAGUUGGAUGGUGUUGAUGUUGUUUCAGUCGGUACUAUAUUGUCGUAUUCUACAGGCGGAGAAUACUCGGAUGUUGAUUCAAAUGUCAUGAUCGAUAGUGUCGCUAAAAUCGGUGGGCAUAGCUGGAAGUUGUUGUGG
Molecule: messenger RNA, 4234 nt
Organism: [Torrubiella] hemipterigena
Lineage: Eukaryota; Fungi; Ascomycota; Sordariomycetes; Hypocreales; Clavicipitaceae
Source: the annotation of a GenBank genome assembly